Molecule: messenger RNA, 8724 nt
Organism: Oncorhynchus gorbuscha (pink salmon)
Lineage: Eukaryota; Metazoa; Chordata; Actinopteri; Salmoniformes; Salmonidae
Product: piezo-type mechanosensitive ion channel component 2-like
Source: RefSeq, a predicted model, not a curated record
GUGGUUACAGCUUGCUUGUUCCGGUACAAUGGGCUAUCAUUCGUCUACCUCAUCUACCUCCUCCUUAUCCCCCUCUUCGCUGAGCCCACCAGCACAACCAUGCAGGGCCACACGGGGCGCCUGCUCAUGUCCCUGUGCUUCAGCAGUCUCAGCUUCCUGCUCUUCCACAUCAUCUAUCAGAUCACUGUCAACAGUCUAUUGGCUGGGAACAACAUAGACCGCGCCUUCAACUGUUCAACGUGGGAGAAAUCUAUACGGCAAAUUGGCUUCGAAAGUGUGAUAGGUGCAGAUGCAGGGAACGGUAUCCGUGUGUUCCUCCCUGACAUAGGGAUGUUCCUAGCAGGGCUGGCCUGCUGGCUUCUGUGUCGUAGUCUGUUUCAGAAGAGACCGCCAGAGGACAUGGCCCAGGACAACACUGACUACGAACCGGAGGGAGAGGAGGAAGAGGAGAAGCUGAGCCUUGAUGACAACGUCCUGUUGGAUGAGGACUUUGAGGCUGGGUACGAGGCUGGAGAAGAGGAGGAGGAAGAGAUGGAGGAGGAAGAGGGGGAAGAUGAUGAAGAGGAGGAGGAGAGCAACAAGAUGAAGAUUCUGCGUCACAUUGCGGGCGUGGCGUCUAAAGUGAAGGAGAUCAUCGGGAAUCUGAUCACCACCGCGGGAAAAGUGGUGGUCACUAUACUGUUAGGAGUCACAGGUAUCACGCUGCCCUCGCUGACCUCUGCGGUCUAUUUCUUCCUGUUCCUGUUCCUGUGUACGUGGUGGUCGUUCUGCCGCACCUUCGACACCCUCAUCUUCAGCUGUAUGUGUGUCCUCAUGGCCAUAUUCAGCGCUGGACACCUGGUCGUCCUCUACCUCUAUCAGUUUCAGUUCUUCCAAGAGAGCAUCCCUCCAGAGGACAGCUACAUCAGGUUAUCUGGCAUCUCAUCCAUCAUCCAGACUGACUGCUCUAUAGAGGUAGGUAACACCCUGGUAUCCUCCACGUGGAGGAUGAUAGUUAACCCUGAUCUGGCCUGGCACCACUUUGUCAACCCCAUUAUGCUGCUGCUGCUGUACUACACCCUGGCCACUCUCAUACGCCUCUGGCUCCAGGAACCUAUAGAGGAGGGAGAGGACGGAGAGGAAGAGGAGGAGGUGGUUGGGAACGGCACCAGGAACUCUGCGGACAAGAGGAGACAGCUGUGGUGGAAAGCUCACCAACGCACAGAGGAAAGAAACGGGUUGGCUGCAAAGUCCAACGGGACGUCUUGUGACAUCUCCACCCUAAACUCGGUGGAGAAUAGACCGGGCGAUGAGGAGGAGGAGGAGGAGAUGAAGGAGGAGGAGGAGGAGGAGGAGGAGAUGAAGGAGGGCAGAGUGAAUGCUGUAGUAACAGUGUUCAGGUUCAUUAUGAAGCAGAGCUAUAUCUGUGCUCUCAUAGCCAUGAUGGCGUGGAGCAUCACGUAUGUUAGCUGGCUGACGUUUGUGUUCCUGAUGUGGUCGUGCAUGUUGUGGAUGGUGAGGGACCGUCGUCGUUACACCAUGCUAACCUCUCCCUUCAUGGUGCUCUACGGGAACCUGCUCAUUGUGCUGCAGUACAUCUGGAGCUUUGAGCUGCUGGAGCCCGUGCCUGGACUCUUCCUCAAGAAGGACGUGCCCUUCAGUGAACUGGGAUCCAAGGUCCUGUGUCUGUUGAGCUUCUGGCUGCUGCUGAGACAGACUCUGACAGAGAGAAAGGACAAGCAGAGAGAGGAGGAUGCUGUACUCACUGACGUACAUGUGGAUGACCAACCCAAGAAGAAGAAGGGACUUCAGGAUGAGGAAGGAGGGGAGCAGGACAUCAUGCAGGUUCUGGGGAACAUGGUGAUGGAGAUGCUGGUGAAAUACUGGAUCUAUAUCUGUGGAGGAAUGUUCUUCUUCGUCAGCUUCGAGGGACGCAUGGUCAUGUAUAAGAUCAUCUACAUGAUGCUCUUCCUCUUCUGUGUGGCGCUCUAUCAGGUGCACUAUGAGUACUGGAGGAGGAUACUGAAGUACUUCUGGAUGUCUGUGGUGGUCUACACCAUGCUGGUCCUCGUCCUGGUCUACACCUUCCAGUUUGAGACUUCUCUACCCUUCUGGUCUAACAUGACUGGCAUGAGUGAAGAGAAACUGAAGGACCUGGGGCUAGAACAGUUCUCCGUAUCGAUGCUCUUCACACGUAUCUUCAUCCCCACCUCCUUCCUCCUGGUGUGUAUCCUCCACCUUCACUACUUCCACGACCGCUUCCUGCUGCUCACUGACCUGAAGGCUGUGGCCCAAAAACAGGACAGCACCAUCUACAGUCAUGCUAAAGUCAAUGGUCGCGUGUAUCUGAUCAUGAACAGACUGGUACACCAGGAUGGAAGCCUGGCUGACAUCACCAUGCUCAGCAUCUCUUCUGGAGAAGGAGUGAUACGAGCAGACGACAAGAAAGAGAAGAAGAAGGAGGGAACCCUGGUGGUGGUGAUGCAGGAGAAAGAUGGAGGGAUGAAGCAGAAAGGAGGCCUCCAUCAGUCUAUAGACCUGCGUCAGUCAUUCGGAAAGUCGUUUGAGUUGCAUCAGUCGUUCCAUAAGUCGUUUGAGUCCAGUGCAGGGUCGGGGGGGAGUGGCCACUGCAGUGUGGGAACUGAGCCAGACCCCUCCACAGAAAACACUACCUCAGACCUAAAGAAUAAGUGGCACCUGGUGGUGGACCGUCUGACUGUGCUGUUCCUCAAGUUCCUGGAAUAUUUCCACAAGCUGCAGCUCUUCAUCUGGUGGCUCCUAGAGAUACACAUCAUCAAGAUCGUCUCUUCGUAUAUCAUACUGGUCUCUGUCAAGGAGGUGUCCUUGUUUAACUACGUGUUCCUGGCGUGCUGGGCCUUCGCUCUACCCUUCGGUCAGUUCAGACCCCUGGCCUCCAGUAUCUGUACAGUCUGGACCUGUGUUAUCAUCGUCUGUAAGAUGUUGUACCAGCUGGAAUCUAUACAACCUGCCUCUUACUCCAAGAACUGCUCCAUGCCAAUGAACUACACAGACAAACAGAGAGAAGAGAUGAAAGACUCUCUGCUGUACAAGGAGCCAGUAGACCCGUCCAACUGGGUCGGACUCAACAAAUUCAACCCUCUACUGGAGAACCUCAGGAACAACCUGCUGAUGUUGGCCAUGCUGGCGUUUGAGGUGACCAUCUACCGUCACCAGCAGUACUACAGACUGAGGAACAAGCUCACCGCGCCCGCCGCUCGCAUCAUCUUCCAUGACAUCACGCGGCAACACCUCGACAACGGCAUUGGCAACUGUGCCAAGUACUUCAUCAACUACUUCUUCUACAAGUUCGGGCUGGAGACAUGCUUCCUACUGGCGGUGAAUGUGAUUGGCCAGCGUAUGGACUUCUAUGCUGUGCUGCAUGCCUUCUCUCUGAUAGCCGUGAUGUACAGACGUAGGAGGAAAGCUAUAGCUGAGAUCUGGCCUAAAUACUGUUGUUUCCAGGCCUGUAUUCUAACCUGGCAGUACUUUGUGUGCAUCGGGAUACCACCUGCAGCUUGCAAAGACUACCCAUGGAGGUUCCCAAACUCUGCAAUGGACUCCAACGUCAUCAAGUGGCUUUAUUUCCCUGACUUCCACACCAACCCCAACCCAAUCUUUCUCGUCUAUGACUUCAUGCUCCUCCUCUGCGCCUCACUCCAGAGGAGUGUAUUUGAUGAGGAGAACAAGGCAGCUGUCCGUCUCAUGGCCGGAGACAACGUGGAGAUCUGCAGAGAUUUAGACGCGGCCUCGUUCAGCGUUCACAACCCUGUGCCUGACUUCAUACACUGCAGAUCCUACCUGGACAUGCUGAAGGUGAUCAUGUUCAGCUACCUGUUCUGGUUCGUCCUCACCAUCAUCUUCAUCACCGGCACCACACGUAUCAGCCUCUUCUGUUUGGGCUAUCUGGUGGGAUGUUUCUACUUCCUGUUGUUCGGCGGGGAGCUGCUGCUCAAGCCAAUCAAAAAGAUCCUCCACUACUGGGACUUCCUGAUCGCCUAUAACGUGUUUGUGAUCACCAUGAAGAAUAUCCUGUCUAUCCUGGCCUGUGGCUACAUCAAUGUCCUGGUGGUAAAUAACUGCUGGCUGAUCCAGCUCCUCAGUCUGGCCUGCACCAUCAAGGAGUAUAAGGUCAAGUGUGAUCUGCCCAGCGACGAGGCUGGGAUCAUCUGGGACAGCAUCUGCUUUGCCUUCCUGCUGUUGCAGAGACGCGUCUUCAUGAGUUACUACUUCCUCCAUGUGGUGGCUGACAUCAGGGCCUCACAGAUACUGGCCUCCAGAGGGGCUGAAUUGUUCCAGGCUACUAUAGUGAAGGCAGUGAGAGCCAGACUGGAGGAAGAGAACAAGUCUAUGGAGCAGCUGAAGAGACAGAUGGACCGUAUAAAGCAGCGCCAGGAGAAGUUUAAGAGUGGGAAGAAAAAGAUGUUGAGCCUGGCCCAGGAAUCUGGGGACAGAGAGAACCCCAUCCAGCCGCAGGAAUCUGGGGACAGAGAGAACCCCAUCCAGCCACAGGAGCAGGAGGAAGAGGAUGAUGGAGCAGAGCGAGAAAGAGAGAAAGAGAAAGUGAAAGAGAAAGAAACAGCCAAGACUAAAAAAAGGCAGUGGUGGCGGCCUUGGGUUGACCACGCCUCCAUGGUGAGAAGUGGAGAUUAUUACUUGUUUGAAACUGACAGUGAAGAAGAGGAGGAAGAGGAGGAGAAAAGAGAUGAUCAAGAGCUGCCCAAGAAGUCAGCGUUUCAGCGAGCUAUUGGGAAGUUUGCCUCAGCUCUUAUAGCUCUGCCCAGAUCUAUCAUUAAACUGCCCAAAACCAUCCUUCAGUAUGUAAUCAGGGCAGCCAAGUUUUUCUACCAUGCCUGGAUAACAGACUCCAAGACAGCCAUGAAGGAACGAGGCAAAGAGAAGCGUAAGUUCUGGAAGAGGUACACCAAGAGAGACAAACACAAGAAGGACAAGAAGGAAGGUCAUGUGACUAUAGAGAUGGAGGAAGAUCCGGAGGGAACACAGGAGAAGAAGUCUGACGGACCAGACAACGUCUUGAAGCGAGUGUUCAACAUCAUCAAGUUCACCUGGGUGUUGUUCCAGACCACGGUGGAGAGCUUCACCAAAUGGAUGAACAACGUGUGUAGAGAACACAUAGACAUCUCCACCGUGCUGCGCAUUGAGAGAUGCAUGCUCACUAGAGAGGUCAAAAAGGGAAACGUCCCAUCCAGAGAGAGUAUCCAUGUGUUCUACCAGAAGCAGAUGCGUAUGAGCAUGUCUCGGGGGUCCAGCCUGGACCGGCUCAGUGAGGAGGACAGUGCGUCGGGGGGGUCUCACAGGGUCCACAGGAGGAGAGGCGACUAUCGCAUGGAGAGCCAGGACAGCAUGGCAUCGUUGGCAUCACGAGACAGCAUAUCCAGUGCCUUCACUGAGGCCACCAUGCUGUUCUCCCGCCAAGACACGCUGGACGAGCUGGACGGAAUGCCGUCAGACAUUCCCAUUCCCAAAACGAGUGAACGUGCCCGGCCAAAACUCCGUAAGAUUUACGGCCUGGACGCCUCCAAAUCAACUGACAGCAGCAGCAGCCAAGUGUCCAGUGAAACGACCCAGUGCAUCACUCUGUACUCCCGGCAGGGCACCACCGACACCAUUGAGGAGGUGGAGGACGAACAGGACCAGGGGGAAAACAGGCUGCACGGACCCUGGGAACACCCACCUCCGGACGGGUCAGAGGGGGCUGAAGACAGCCCCUGGCGGGGUGGAGGAGAUGGGUCCCAGGACUGUACCACUGACAGUGACGACGGGGGUGUCCAGGACCGGCAAGAAUACUUGAAUAGGGAAGAGCGUGACCGGGCGGGGUUGCUGUACACCCCAGACACGGACGCUCCAAAUACCUCGGAUGCUGAUGUGCCUCCCAGCUACAGCAAGGCGGUGAGCUUUGACCGUCUGGAGGUGAGUGAGGAUGAGAGCGACAGGGACGACAAUAGGAUGAUGGCGAUGACCCCAGACACCAGCCGGUCAGACUAUCUGGACGACCCUUUGCUGCCCUCACUGACCACUGAGCUGACCGCCAGCGAACUGCUGCUCAACAAGAUGUUCCAUGAUGAGGAGCUAGAGCGGUCGGAGCGGUUCUAUGUGGGCCAGCCCCUGGUGCUCCAGUUGGUCUACGCCCUGUAUAACAUGCUGGUGGCCCACUCUGAGAUGGUGUGUUACCUAGUCAUCAUCCUCAACAACAUGCUGUCAGCCUCCUGCGUCACCCUGGUCCUCCCCAUCCUCAUCUUCCUCUGGGCCAUGCUGUCGGUACCUAGACCCAGUAAGAGGUUCUGGAUGACUGCCAUUGUAUACACUGAGGUCACCAUCGUCAUCAAGUAUUUCUUCCAGUUUGGCUUUUUCCCCUUCAACCAGAACCCGAAGGUGGACGUGAAUAAACCCUACCACCCUCCAAACAUCAUCGGAGUGGAGAAGAAAGAUGGAUACGUCGUCUAUGACCUCAUACAACUUCUGGCGCUCUUCUUCCACAGGUCCAUCCUGAAGUGUCAUGGUCUAUGGGACGAAGACAACCUUAAGGACACCAAGAAGGAGAUCCUCCGCAGGGACUCUGAGUCAGAGGACGAUGGGAGGAGGGAGAUGGAGGCCACUCCCGUCCCUUCCACACCCCGCGAGAGGAAGGGGUCCACACAGACCCUCAGGUCUAUAAACCUGGGCAUGGGCACCUCCGUGGACUCUGUACACGUCCCCAUGCACAACCCCCAGCCACAGCAGCAGACCUACCAGAGAAGAAAGAGCUCCAGUGGAGGGUCUCAUAUCUCCCACCAGUCAGUCCACUCUGUACGCUCCAAGAGAGGCAGCACUAACUCCAGGAACAGUAGCCACAGAGACGGGAGCGAGUCAGUACAGCAGAAGACCAAGAAACAGCUGAUCAAGGAGAAACUCAGAGAACAGAUGAUCAAAGCCAAGACCUUCACUAUCAAAAGGACCAUGGAGGUGUACCUGCCCAUCCGUCUGUUCUUCUACAACCUGGUCCAUCCAGAGUACAGCGCUGUGACAGACGUCUAUGUUCUAAUGUUCCUGGCCGACACCGUCGACUUCAUUAUCAUCGUCUUCGGCUUCUCUGCUUUUGGGAAACACUCAGCAGGAGCAGACAUCACGUCGUCCCUGUCGGAGGACCAGGUUCCCGGAGCAUUCCUGGUGAUGGUUCUGAUCCAGUUUGGGACCAUGGUGGUGGACCGGGCCCUGUACCUCAAGAAGACAGUGCUGGGGAAGGUCAUCUUCCAGGUGAUCCUGGUGUUCGGGAUCCACUUCUGGAUGUUCUUCAUCCUGCCCGGAGUCACUGAGAGGCGUUUCAAUGAGAACACAGUAGCCAAGCUAUGGUACUGUAUCAAGUGUAUCUACUUUGGGCUGUCAGCCUAUCAGAUCCGCUGUGGCUACCCCACCAGAGUCCUGGGUAACUUCCUCACCAAGAGCUACAACUACGCCAACCUCUUCCUGUUUCAAGGGUUCCGUCUGAUCCCGUUCCUGACUGAGCUGCGUGCGGUGAUGGACUGGGUCUGGACCGACACCUCUCUGUCUUUAUCCUCUUGGAUCUGUGUGGAAGACAUCUACGCUCACAUCUUCGUCCUCAAGUGCUGGAGGGAGUCAGAGAGGAGAUACCCCCAGCCGCGGGGCCAGGCGAAGAAGCCGGUGGUGAAGUAUGGGAUGGGAGGGAUGAUCGUCAUGCUUCUGAUCUGUAUCAUCUGGUUCCCUCUACUCUUCAUGUCUCUGGUCAAGUCUGUGGUGGGGGUGGUCAACAAACCACUGGACGUCUCCUUCUCCAUCACCCUGGCCGGGUUCCAGCCCAUCUUCACAAUGAGUGCUCAGCAGAACCAGCUCAGAGAAGUCUCCAACCAUGAAUUCCAUAACACAUUCAUGAGGUCAUACCUCAGCGACCCUGAAGCGAUGCAGUGGUUGGAGUCCUACAUGCCAGAGGACCUGACCAUAGCUGAGUUGGAGGGCAGCUCUAACAGUCUGUGGACCAUCAGUCCUCCCAGUAGAACUAACAUCAUGAAGAUGCUCAGCUCCAAGGAGCAGUUCCCCAUUACUGUAGCUUGGUCUAUCCAACGGAACCCGACUCUGGGAGCGAAGGCUGAGUUUUCUACAGGGAAGAAAGUGAUGUUUCUGGAUGAUAAGACCAAGCUGGAGCUAUUCCUACUGCUCAAUGGGACCAGAAAAGACGGAGUGGUGAUAAAACAUGGCUUCCAACGGUAUCUCCGAGCCCCGACUGACUCUGAGGCCAAACCCAUAGAGCAGCUGUCUACGGAGGAAGUAUCCAUCACUUUGGCAUUAGAGCGUUUACAUAAUGAUUCAGAGGGGGUCCAGGAGUGGUGGAUCGUGAACCAGACUAGUCCGGGAAAGAUCAACGUUCGUAGCCCCAAGAAUCUGUACAACGCUGGGCUGGAGCUCUAUGUCUUCAGCGAUCAGGUCAGCCCUCCUAGUCUGGGCUUUCUGGCUGGAUACGGGAUCAUGGGUCUGUACGCCUCCGUGGUGCUCGUCAUCGGUAAGUUCGUCCGUGAGUUCUUCAGCGGUAUCUCCCACACCAUCAUGUUCGAGGAGCUGCCCAACGUGGACCGCAUCCUGAAGCUGUGCACCGACAUCUUCCUGGUCCGAGAGACGGGAGAGCUGGACCUGGAGGAAGACAUGUACGCUAAACUCAUCUUCCUCUAUCGCUCGCCUGAGACUAUGAUCAAAUGGACCAGGGAAAAGACUCAGUGA